This is a messenger RNA of Homarus americanus (American lobster), 8486 nucleotides long. Its product is annotated as 2-phosphoxylose phosphatase 1-like. Gene Ontology annotation, biological process: dephosphorylation. NCBI's taxonomy places the organism in Eukaryota, Metazoa, Arthropoda, Malacostraca, Decapoda, Nephropidae. The record is from RefSeq and is a predicted model, not a curated record. Bases 196 to 1677 code for a protein of 493 amino acids. Gene Ontology annotation, molecular function: phosphatase activity. The transcript is spliced from 4 exons.
AAUGAGAAAGUUUGUCUAUGUUAUCAGAUACACAACCUUGAUAUAGGAACAGAAAAUGUCAACAUAACUGAUCGAAACAGACGACAGUGAGGGGCUGAUGGUGUCUCAGAGCACUGUACCAGGUUAAACUGGACAGAAUCUUUAAGACUAUCCAGAUUUUCCCCGCCCACGGCGGUGUCAUUCAGGGGAUACAACAUGAGAUGGCAUAAGAAGUUCAAAGUACUUCGUUGUUACAUACUUAUUCUUGGAUGGCUGGGAAUAAUACUGCUCUUCUUGUCAUAUUGGAGAGUGGAGUCAGACACUGCUCACCCUCCUCCUCCCCUCAAAGUCAACAGUGGGUCACAGCCAGUGUCAAGCUCACUGUUGCAAGAGAAACCAAGAAGUAAGAAGUUGCGACACCAGUGCAAUCCACCUGACCGCAUACAGAGGCACCAGGAAGGUGUGUUACCCCCGCAGUAUGAACUUAGCGGGGUAAUGGUUGUCCUCCGCCACGGUGAUAGGGGACCCCUGCUGCACGUAAGGAACCUCUCUAGUAUUAACUGUGGUCACAAAAGCUAUGGAACACAAGUUUAUAAGAAGUAUGUUACGGAUAUCCUAAAUGUCUCUAAGACCAAUACUUACAUUAAUUUUGUUGGGCCAUUCAUGAAGUAUCCAUUGCUGCCAUUGCCAUCCAAGUGUGGUAUUGGGCACCUCACUCCUCAGGGGGUUCUUCAGCAUUUGCAGCUUGGGAAGAUAUUGAAAGAGAUAUAUUUCUUUGAAUUCAAUCUUUUGGGUAACAAGCAAGAAUUAGAUGAUAUUAUUGUUUACAGCACAAAGUAUCGACGUACAUUCCAGAGUGUUCUAAGUUUUUUAUAUUCGUUCAUACCAGAUUUUGAUAUCUCUAAAAUUCGGAUGCGUGAAGGGAAAGGAGUUAGUUUUUGUGAGAAUGAUUGCCGCUGUGAGAAAACUGAUUAUUUUGAUCAGAAAUAUGAUCAGGAACGUAAGGAUUACCGUAAAUCCCACCCUGGCGUAAUUGAUCUCGUUCGUAGAAUUAAUCCGCUGAUUAAGGCAAAUCCAGUGGCUGAGGACAUUGUUAAUCCACUGGUAAUGCGCGAUGCACUCCUAUCUUAUGUCUGCCAUGGUGCUGCAUUGCCUUGUAAUGAUGGGAACUGUGUAAAGGUGGAAGAUGUAACCAGUCUUAUAGCUUAUGAAGAAUGGGAAGGGAAACAAAAGCGUACCUCUGCACAGCGUAAGGCUGCAAAAUUGAGAUCCUAUGGACUGUUGAAAAAUAUUGUGGCCACCAUGGAUGGAAUGAUUGGAGAUGCUAAACCUCGUGUAGUAAUUUAUUCAGGCCAUGACAAAACCCUUAAGUAUUUACUUGACAGUCUUGCUAUUCCCAACUAUCAGCUUCCAUACUAUGCUUCUCGUUUGGUGUUAGAACUGUAUCGCAACUCUUCUGUCACACAGACUUCAGACUAUCGCACAAGUUACUUCUUUAGAUUUGUUUACAAUGGAAAAGACAUCACAAAGUCCAUUCCAUUUUGUGAUAGUAUCACUAUAAAACAGCUUAAAUCUGGAAGUGUGAAGCGAGGAACUAUAAGUCUGUGCAGUGUGAAUAAAUUGGAGACAUAUAUCAGACCAGAACUCUAUUUCAAAGAAUUUAAUGCUGCCUCAUUUCGGGAUGCUUGUCGGAAAUGAUUUUCAAGCCGUACGCCAAGAUGAUGAAGGUUUGGUAUUUUAUUAGCACAAUUCUAGUCGUGAAUUAUAGUCAGUGAGGUUAUAUCAUUAAUAUUCAGUGAGAAGCUACAUUGUCAGUAUUAAAGAGAGUGUAGGUUUAUGACUUGUGUAUAACAAUUUCUUGAUUUGUUACUGUAUUUUGUGUUUAUAGUCCAGGUGCCUCAGUGAACAGAAUAGUGUGAUGUACAGUAAUUAUAAGUGAUAAUUUACUUGUAAUACAAAAGAACUCCUUAUUAUAUAAGUGACAGAUAAGUACAAUACUAAUUUUUUUAUGAAAAUCAUAUAAGUUCAUCUUAUUUUGUGGUAGAAUUGAGUAGAGUAGUGGAGCCAUGCCACGUAGUUGUCUUUUUAUAGUAAGUAGUAGAACGCCAAGUGUAGUAACUCAUCCAGGUAAUGUUAAUACUAACUUAAGUUAUCUUAAUUAAAGAUCCAGCAUGUACAGUAUUCUUAUUUAAUAAGCUUAUUAACUGUAUAGGUAAGUAAUCUUAAUAUACUUAGAGCUUUACUUAAUCAUUCAGUUCAAUGAUAAUAUUGUGUAUUUUCAUGUAUUGUUUUUAGUUUAUUUUACCUUUGUGAGAUAUUAGCAAUACAAAGUUGAUUUUAGUCUACAAAGCUCAAUGGUGGUAGAAUGUUAACCACGCAAGUAAAUGUCACGGGCUCAGUGUAGGUUUAAGUUGUUUCCUUGUGCAUUCAACUAGGGAACAGUGAGGGAACUCAAUUAUUCCCUCCAGUUGGGAACUAAACCCAUGUUCAUCCAUAUGUAAGGCAAGUACUGUACUGUACUCUAUUACUAAUGUAUAUUGUAAUGAUACAGUAUUGGGAAUAAUAUAUCAGUGAUGAACAACUUCAGGAGUAGAGUAUUUACUUUAACAAAAUCUUCUUUGAUAUAUACAAAGAACCUCUAAUGUUCACUAAUUGUUACUUCAUAAAUGGGAGCAUCAUUAAUUUUUCCUUGGGGUGGGGGGGGGGGCAAAGUUAACAUCUGGACCCUGUUCAUGGAUUUAUAAAUUUAUUAUGGCUCAUUUGGAGGCCCCCCAUGGAAACCUUGGGGAGGGCGAGUGCCCCCCCCUCACCCCCCAAAUGACACCCCUGUUCACAAAAUGGAAUACUUGUACUUCAUGUCAACAUCACUUACAUACAGUAGUACCACGUUUGUAACACCACUUCUUUUCCUAUCAGCGGAGUUAAGCAACGUUGGGUCUGGUUAGUACUUCGAUGUGUGACCACUGUAGGGGUUCUGGGUACUCAGUUCUAACUACAGGAGCGAAGACAAACACCUGUAGAGUUUUGUAGGCUCUAUUUGACGGAAUAUACAGAGGUGCGCUACAAGCGCUGGCAGUCCCUACACUCUCUAUGGGUCAACUGACCUCUCUCUGACCUCUCAGGCGACAUGUGGCAAGUGAUACAUUAGCAGCUUCCAGAUGUCACCAGGCACAUUAUCUAAGCGUGUGGGACAUGAUAAAGGGCAUUGCCACACACUACUGACUAGAUAAGUAAUGUAUAUAAAUGGGGUAUAUACAGAGUACACAUACAACAUACAUAAUAUACAUGCAACCACCUGGCCCUAAGAACACCAAAUUCUACUGGCAUAAGGACUCUACUGGAAACAAGCCUCUCAUGGCUUUGUCAGCAGUCUAUGAUCAAAUUGACUGAAUAUCAAUUAUUCUUGACAUCAAGUUUGGCAAAAAUCCUAGUAAUUCACAUAUUUCAAAAACAAAUUAUCCCUUCACUACAGGUCACCUCUUCUAAUAUUCUAUUAGAUGUGAGACACACACACACACACACUUGGAUACAAGGGAUUAAAAGACAAAUUUUACAACAACAAUUAUAUGACUGAAUAUUAAUUGGUUAUUUUUGUCAGGGGUGAGGGAUACAUAUACUUUGAGCAUUUUGUCUGAGUAUAAUUGUCUAUACUCUGUAUUUAUAAUUCCUUGAUAGUAGAGAAUGAACACCAUCCUACCAUACAUGUGUAUACCUGUACAGUAUUAGCAAGACCCAUAUGAGGUCAAUUGUCUCCCAAGAUGAUACUGUACUGUAUAUAGAUGGCAUAUUGUGCGAUGUCUCGGAUUUACAGGUUCACGAGUCUCAGGGCUCACGGAAGACUGACAGGACUUUUUUCCAUGUCUGUACAUACCUGGGAUUUUGGGUGCAAGGUCCCAGUGUCCAUUGUACUCAUCAUAUAAGUCACUUGUUGAUUCACAAAAUCAAUACUUUCACCAUCCUGUUAUUCCCCGAGUUGUGUGAACUAGAGAGGUUCUUCUGUUUGUCACAGUUUCGUAUGAUUAUUCAUGGUAAUUAUUGAACACAGGCUCUCAGCUGGACAGUACAAGUCUUACAAAAUACUAACAUGGAUUAAACUGAGCUUCAUUGUUAUUAGAAUCUUUGCUAACACUGCACAACUUUACAUAUACUGUACUGUGCUUGAUGAUAAUUGCUAUAGCCAGAGCUAUGAAUAUCAUUGCUGUACAAUACUGCACAAGUUCCAAUAGUAAUUUAUAUUUAGAACAGUUUCACAAAGGUUUUAUGUAAAUUUUUACUGUAAUUUAAAAAUAAGAAGUUGUAGUUAACUAUGGUUUAUUCAAUAAGUAAUGGUUGGUCUAUUUUUAAUAUAUUCUGAUAACAGACUAAAGGAUACAAUGCUUCCAGUGAGUCUCUUCUUCAAAUGUCUUUCUCAUGCACUUUGUAUACUAAUAUAUCCAGAUAUUUCAGUGGUGUAGUUGUAGAUCUCAUUUUCAACAUCUUGAAUUCUAAAGUGACAACAGGUUUCAGUGAAAUUCACUAUUUCAGGGUAAUAUGUUUUGUCAUAAAUGAUAUAUUUUAUUUAGCAUGUUCAAUCUAGAGCCACAUUGUGGGUAAAAUUGUUAAUAAAUUUGAAGUGAAUCCCUAUGCUGUUAGUGGUGUAUCCAUUAGAAAGUUGAAUGAAACUAUUGCAUUUAAGCUUCAAAUGUGUUGUGUAAUACAUGUACUAUAUUUGGGAUUCUAGUAAAUAUACUGAACCGGUGUGUAAGAUCAUAAGCGAUGUGCACUCAUCUCUUUACACUUUCAUUUAUGUAAUGCAUUUAUAACUGUAGUUAACUUGCAUGAACACUGAUGUUUGUGUGAGGGAAUGUUUAUAAUGUGAAGCUCCACAUUGAACUAAAAUGCAUUCUUUCAGCUCAGGUAUUAGUCAGCCAUUUUGUUUUUGCUAUCAAAGUGGAUGUAUUGUCAUGACAGUUUUACGUCACAUGUCAAAGGCAAAGCAGUUAAAAUUAAAUGAAGAAUAUGUCAGACUUGGGAGUACUGUACCUAUAAUGAGGGUCAAUACAUUUCAGUAUACUGUAUUUAUUUUCCUUACUGUAUUUUUGUAGACCCAACUGCCAGACAGGUAUUCAUCUCUUCCAAAAGUGAAUGUACUGUAGUUGUUUAAGAUGAGAUAAGAAAUGAAUCCCAGUGUUACAGUGGUACUGUAUUAACAUAUAACAGUAUUUCCAAUAUAUAUUUACAGGAAUAAAUAUUAACUUAAUUGAAUUUAACUGUAACUUUAUGAAUUAUUUACCAAAACGGUUAUAUGAUUAUUUAAAAUAAAUUUGACUCCUGUAGUUUACAAAGUCUCACUCCUCCAUAAACAGGAGUGUACUUUCCCGGGGAGGAAAGGGUCUAUGUUAUUAGUGCCUCAGUAAGGUGAAUCAGGGACCAGCCCUGUAUGUUGAUUAUAUAAAGAGCAAUACUGUAUAAUUAUAAAUUUGUUAUACACCAAAUUUUUGUUUUUAUUAAUAAUAUUUAUUCAGUAGUUUUCAUGGCUCAAAGUAUUCAACUUUACCUUAUUAAAUAAACUUUUCAACUUAAUGGCAGCUUUGCAUCUACUAGUGAGUUUGGUAAUCCAGUGUCAUGACUAGCAGAGCAAUAAAUUUUAUAUAGUAUAAUAUAUAAUACAAAGAGAUGUCUUUGGCUGUAGUGUAGACAUAUCACUUGAUUUUUGUUAUCUGACAUCUGUCUGAUUUUGAAUUGUCCCUCUUAAUGUCUUGCAUGUACUGUACUGUACAAAGUUUAAAUUGUAAGGCAGGUGAAAGAACUUGGAGAUGGGUAGAAAAAUCUUACAUUACUAGUACGUAUAUAUAUAUACUAGUAAGACUAAAAAUUUCCCUGGUAGAUGGUCGAGGCCAUUUAUGUGGUGCAGUGAACUGUAUAUCACCAACCUGAGUCCAUUUGUGUCCCUCAUAUGCCAGGUUUUGCACUGAAGCUCUGCUAGCUGUUAGAGCCCCAAAUAACAAAUUUAUGAUGAUUCCACAUCUAACAUUGUAUCCAUACAGUACUAUGAUUUGGCAGAAGUAGUGCUCAGUGCCUUGAAAGACACAUUUUUGGUAUGUACAGUACUCUUAAAGAAAUGAUGACAACAAGUGUGUCAUGGUCAGAAACCUGACACUCACUGCAAGAACAGUGUUAGUGUAGAGGGAAAGAACUCUCGGUCAAAAGCACCCUCAAGUCAUUCAUCAUAAGAUGAACAAAUAAUGUUCUCAACUUUUUUUGAAGAUGAUGAGGAAACAACAGAAACCUUCCUUCUGAAUGACUUUAUGGUCUGGUCAGUGGACCCUUCUUGGAAUGUGAAGAUUAAAGAGGGUCUGUAAAUAUCAUGAAGAACAAAGAGCAAAUCACCUGUGUCAAAGGGUGAUCAGUAUUGAUCACUUACCCUCAAAAGGUAAUUUAAAGAGGCACAGUGACCCGGACCACUAAUAAAGCCUCACACAACGAGGAGCUUGUGAUAGCUGACUGCUGUCUAAUGUUCUCUUUAUUGUUCUUGUAAGGCAUCUGUGCAGUUUUUCAUCAUACACCUAUCCCUUAUUAUUCAGGAUAGAUAGCUUGCAGAAGCCCUUGCAAAUAGCAAAAUUUGUAAAUAUUGUACAGUACCAUUUUUCGUUUCCAUAAACCUACCCUUUUAAUGCUGAAAUAAACGAUGUAAUACAUGGUAAUCAUCACCAUAACACCAAAGAAUCAAUUUAACAAAUUAAAAUUAUAUCAAUACAGCACAAGAAGAAGUAUAAGUUUACAGUGUAGUUUAAUUUAUCUAAAGUUACGUUGAGGAGUCGGGGAUGGAGAACGAAGAUAUAAUGUCUGUAAACUGUCUUAAAAUUGUCCAUAUAGGUUAUAUUUUCAAGUUCCCUAAAAUUUUUAAUGUUUUUCAUAUUUUAACCCCUUCGCUACAGGGGAGACUACCUGUACUUUUAAUACUUUAUUUGGCUCUAUGCCAGACGAUUUUAUUCAGCACAGAGGGGAUCCCAUACAUGAGGUUAAAGUACAUAAGAAAAAAACAUUCGUAUUACUCGUGCUCAACUAGAACCAUCUCGAUGUUAAGAUGGUUUUAGUGAGAAUUUUUUACAUAUGUUGAAAAUUGUGUAUAAUGAGUGCAAAAAAUAUCAGCCAGUGUUUCACCAAGAACACAUUGUAUCAAGAAACAGUGAAGGAGGAGAAAUUAUAUAUUAAAAGAAAUGCAUGAACUUGGUGAAGGAACAACAGGUGACCUACAGCAGUGAGAGGAGGAAAUGUGCUAUCCUCAUAAUAUAUAGCAACACUCAAUACCACAAUUUAUAUACUGUACUGUAAUUCUUUUAUGCAUUUUUACAUUUAUUACAUACAUGGAGGUGGUGGUUAGCUGAUGCAGGGUGAGAUGAAGAUUAUGCACAUAUCUUUCAUUUGUUUUGUAAAAUGUAUCUGGUAUGCUGUAUUUGCAUCUAUUUAUUUAUUUCAUUCUUUGGCAAUUUACCAGCUUUAUCACUGCAAGAAUAACAUUAAAUUAAUUAAGGAAUUUGAAUCAUGAGUGUUGUGAACGUGCAACAAAGACAGUAUGUCUCUGGAUAUGUAGCCUAUUGUGUGUCAAAUGCCAAAGUUGCUUUGGAAGCUUCAAGAAGUUCUGAGAUGUAAUCAUGUACAGUUUAACAGUAAAAUACCAACUACCCCUAUUAUACUUCCAGAUGCUAUUCAGGAAUAGUCAAAACUGUGAAUGGUAAAUUUUAAAAUAACAGAGGAUGCCAUAUUUCCAUUUCAUUAACUUACUCUACAGUACUUCAAUUAACUUCUAAUUUUAUUUUCCCAUUCAUUUUGAUACAAAAUAUAAACAAGACUUCCUGAUUUGUGCCUCUUUAUCAGUUGGACUCUAUAAAUAUGCUUAAGCUACCCUUUAAUGACUUGGGAUUAUAAAAAAUUUAGUGUGAACUGUUCUUAAGGGAUUGGUAAUGUACACACAUUAUGAUCCAAGCAGCUCAUGCAUAUGUAUAACCAAUUUACCUACAGGUUAUAUUGAUGAACCUUUAGACAUUAGUGAGGCAAAUACUGUAAUACAUGAAUUCAUUACAGUGCUGUCUUCUGUCAUCUCAUAACCAGGUCCCCAAAAGGGGGAUCUUUAGAAAGAACAGUCACCACUGAGUGUCAUUAUGUCAGUAUGUGAUGUCCACACCUGUCACUUCACUCAGACAUAAGCUAUCAUUCCAUUACUUAUAGUUGCAGCCAUUGUUGCCACUGAAGCCACAUCUUAUAGCAGGAGCUAAAUACUGUUUGCCUAUUUUUUAGCAUUUUACAUUUAAAGGCUUGGCCACACAGGAAGCCAUUAUUGCCCAUGUUGUUUAUACUGUAUAUUGCAAGAGUUAUUUAAAUGGUGAAAUAGAUGAGUAACAUGACACUGAAAAAUUGGAAACCCUGUUCAGAGCUAAGAAGGUGGCUGGGAAGUGAGAGUACACUGUAGAACAUUAUUGGCAAAGUUUUACAUGAAAGUAGGCUCAGAUGGUUCAGGCAUAUGUAGA